GUCAGGCUGCUCUUCUUCCUCAACAAGGUACACCCAGCAGCGAUCAAAAGCCGAAAACUCAAGCCGCAGACAUGAGCAGGAAAUUCUUUGUAGGUGGUAACUGGAAGAUGAAUGGCGACAAGAAGAGUCUUGGCGAGCUUAUCCAGACCCUGAAUUCCGCCAAGCUGGACUCAAACACCGAGGUGGUGUGUGGAGCCCCAGCAAUCUACCUUGACUUUGUCAGGUCCAAGCUGGACCAAAAGCUUGGUGUUGCUGCCCAGAACUGCUACAAGGUCGCCAAGGGAGCCUUCACAGGGGAGAUCAGCCCUGCGAUGAUCAAGGACUGUGGCGUGCACUGGGUGAUCCUGGGACACUCUGAGAGACGCCACGUCUUUGGAGAGAGUGAUGAGCUCAUUGGUCAGAAGACUGCCCACGCCCUGGAGAAUGGCCUGUGUGUGAUUGCCUGCAUUGGAGAGAAACUGGACGAGAGAGAGGCUGGCAUCACAGAGAAGGUGGUCUUUGAACAGACCAAGGUCAUUGCAGACAAUGUAAAGGACUGGACCAAGGUUGUCCUCGCCUACGAGCCUGUGUGGGCCAUCGGCACUGGCAAGACUGCAUCCCCACAGCAGGCCCAGGAGGUUCAUGAUAAACUAAGGCAGUGGAUGAAGGCCAACGUGUCUGAGGAGGUCGCCAAAUCAGUCAGGAUAAUCUACGGGGGUUCCGUGACCGGGGGCACCUGCAAGGAGCUCGCUUCCCAGAAGGAUGUGGAUGGUUUCUUGGUGGGCGGAGCCGCCCUCAAGCCAGAGUUUGUUGACAUCAUCAACGCCAAGGCGUAAAAACCAGGAAGUGUUGACGAGACCACACCCAGAUCUGAGGCCAGCUCUAUUCAGAUGACCACCCGAUUCUUUAUCCCUACUACUCGGCACGUAGCACCUGUUCCCCAUCCCUUUUUUAUUGAAAGUAUUUGUGUGAUGUCAUUUCCUGUUUCUUUUGUUAUUUCUGUUGUUGAAAGAAAAGGGACAGAUUGACACAAGCACUGUACAGCACUGAAAUGCUAACGGCUCUGAGAUGGUGUGUGCACUAACAUCCAAAUUAGCUCUAAAUCAGAAAAAUAAAAACAGCCCAGGGUGAAAGAACAAUCCAUGCCUUUACUUGAAAGUUUACAAACUUUUGUGUAUGCCGUGUCAAAGCUCUUGUCACAGAUUCACUUGUCUUUUUAACGAAGCUUUGUGUAAUUGAUGUUUUGUGUCUUAUCCCUUCCUGUAGAACUGCAUGAUCCGCUCCCUCAUUGGCUACUCAGCCAGUAGGAGGUGUCCAUUACAUGUCAAUUAUGUUGUGUCAUGGCCAAUGGUAAGAAAGGGAAAAGGUUCUAGAGAAACGUUGUAAUAAAUGGUUUAGAGGCUG
Osmerus eperlanus (European smelt) is the source of this 1383-nucleotide messenger RNA. It is a transcript of the gene tpi1b, whose product is annotated as triosephosphate isomerase 1b. The coding region runs from base 72 to 815 and encodes 247 amino acids. NCBI's taxonomy places the organism in Eukaryota, Metazoa, Chordata, Actinopteri, Osmeriformes, Osmeridae. Gene Ontology annotation, biological process: glyceraldehyde-3-phosphate biosynthetic process; glycerol catabolic process; glycolytic process. Gene Ontology annotation, molecular function: triose-phosphate isomerase activity. Gene Ontology annotation, cellular component: cytosol. The record is from RefSeq and is a predicted model, not a curated record. The transcript is spliced from 7 exons.